This is a messenger RNA of Labrus bergylta (ballan wrasse), 2976 nucleotides long. The record is from RefSeq and is a predicted model, not a curated record. NCBI's taxonomy places the organism in Eukaryota, Metazoa, Chordata, Actinopteri, Labriformes, Labridae.
ACGGCGUGACUUGACGCUGUUUACCUUGUGAUGCUGCUGUUGAUGACAGACAGAAUAACACGGUUGUGUACUGUAUAUAUUAACCACGAGUGUGGACUUAAACUUAUCUUUACACUACCGUACCUCCAUGAAACAUCAGGUCAACAACGAGAUGUAGCCUAUGAACAUGGCUUAUGAUGAGAGACUUGCACAUUUCCGCCAAACCCGCCUCAAUCCCUUUGACCGUGGAGAGGAAGAAGAUGGUCUCCAUGAAGGCAAGACGCCCCCACAGCAUGAAUCAAGGCCAGAGCUGUUCUCUGGGACCAGAACCCACAGCUCAGAUCGGACCAUGGACCUGGGGCUAGCUGAAGACCACUUCUCAAGGCCUGGUUCAUUUGUGGCCUCGGACAUUGAACAGCUCAAACGGGCCAUAGAGGAGUGUAAAAAACUGAUCCUGGAGCUGCCAGAACACUCAGAGAGACAGAAGGACACUGUGGUGAAACUCAUACACCUUCGUCUCAAACUGCAGGAGCUGAAGGACCCUGAGGAGGAUGAGCCCAAUCUACGGACUUUACUGGAGCAUCGAUUCUCAAAAGAGAAGAGCAAGAGUGUGAAACAGACUUGUGACAAGUGUAGCACUAUCAUCUGGGGCCUUAUCCAGACCUGGUAUACCUGUACAGGUUGCUAUUAUCGUUGCCAUAGUAAGUGUAUGAACCUGAUCAUCAAGCCCUGUGUAAGGUCAAAGGUCAGCCACCAGUCAGCGUAUGAGCUCAGCAUCUGUCCUGAGAUAGGACUGGACCGGCAAGACUACCGCUGUGCCGAAUGUCGCACACCUAUUUCACUGAGGGGCGUGCCAAGUGAAGCCAGACAGUGUGACUACACAGGCCAGUAUUACUGCAGCACAUGCCACUGGAACGACACAGCCAUCGUACCAGCUCGGGUCAUCCACAACUGGGAGUUUGAACCACGAAAGGUUUGUCGGUCCUCGAUGCGUUACCUGGCCCUGAUGAUGUCACGACCUGUGCUGAGGCUGAAAGAAAUCAACCCACUGCUGUUCAACUUUGUGGAGGAACUGGUCGAGAUCCGGAAACUUCGACAAGACAUUCUGCUGAUGAAACCUUAUUUCAUUACUUGUAAGGAGGCCAUGGAGGCUCGGCUAUUACUACAGCUUCAAGAUCGGCAGCACUUUGUAGAGAACGAUGACAUGUACUCAUUGCAGGAUUUGAUCGACAUUUCCAGUGGCAGACUCAGCUGCUCCCUCACAGAGAUACACACCACAUUUGCAAAGCACAUCAAACUUGACUGUGAUCGUUGUCAGGCCAAAGGAUUUGUAUGUGAGCUGUGUAAAGAGGGAGACAUCCUGUUUCCUUUUGACAGUCACACCUCGGUCUGCUAUGACUGCUCUGCCGUCUUCCACAGAGAUUGUUACUAUGACAACUCCACAACAUGCCCUCGAUGUGCUCGGAUGACCGAUCGCAAGCAGGACGACGAGUCAGAUGUGAAAGAUGCUUAAGUCUGAAGACGACGGCAGGAUGUUGCACUUUGCCUGGUGUUGUUCUCUGCUCUGAUUGAGGACUAGCUUCCCGUCUUGGUUUGUUUUGUGCAUUGGUUUAGACUGUGGCGUCUUAAUGUUACUGGGUUAACCAUAAUGAAGCAGGGUACCCAAAAGCCCACUUGAAAAUUAAUAUAAAUGUAUUUUUUAUCAAACUUUUUACAUCAUACUGAAAUUGGAUGAACUGAACACUGUGUAUGUGUGUUUGUGUGAGUGUCUGCUGAUAUAAUUGUAAAACAUAAAUGACCUGUUAAGACAAGCCACAAUAUCAGUAGGUGAUUAUGCACGUUACAAAUCUCGGCUGUGAUUACCUAUACUGCCAACUUAGCUGAAUAGUUAACCAUAAGGUUAUAUAUAUAUUUAGUCAGUGCUUUUAAGUUUUAAAAACUAUAACUAUAUUUACCAGAAAUCUGCAUUUCAGCUACCAAAUGUAUAUUUUUCUUUAAGAAAAUCCUGAGUGAGCAACCUUGCACUUCCCUGCAAUUUACAAGCAUCAAUCUAUUGUUCAGUGUUAGUUAGUUUGAUGCAGAGUGUGUAACUAGUUAACAGUAAGACACUGAUUCAAACUGAUAGAUGAUAUGAUCAUAACUUCACUUUAUUUUUUUCUGCUCUUUAAACAUUCCAUUAUCAGUUCCAUCCCCGUUAAAUCACAGUUCCCUAAAGCAGCAUCUGUUCUCCCUUCAUUUGUGUUACCUGCCUUUUUCUUUUCAGUCAUAUUCUGUUGUUCGGCUAUAAUUGUAAAAGUUAAAAAAUAUAUUUUCAGGUUGUGGAGCCAUAUUUAAAUUCCUCUAUUAAGUUAUCUUGUAGUGAAGGCAUGAGAUUUAUGAAAAGCCAACAUGGAUACUAAAAAAAACAAAACUUUUACGGCUUGCAGUUAUUUGACAAAAAAUGUGCAAAUGAAAACCAUAAUGUGAAAUAUACAUACCCGGAACAUAUAUCUGCAACAGACAAAGCAUGCAUCAUCAGUGCAUUCUCUAGAGUGUAGAACCAGUUAACAAAAAGAAAAUGUGCUUUCCUUGUGUUGAAUACUGUGAACUCCUUGUAGUCAGUCUGAUCUGUCUUUAGUCAGGUUCAGUUUAGUGCACUGUGUAACAAAUCGAUGUGAAUGUUGUGUGCCUCUGUUUGUCAGGUUACUUGCAGCUGUUAAACAAGCCUCUCAGUACACUAACCAUCAUGUUAAUGGCUUUAGUCUUAAAGUUCCUCUUGCACAUGAUGUUGAUCAUGUUCAGAGAUAACAAAGAUGCUAUGUGACACCUUUGACCAUGUGUAAAAGUUGAAUUAAGUAUUUGUUUUAAAAUAAUCAGUUUUGGCUGUGUUAUCUUUCAGCAUGAUGCAUUGUAUUUUUUUUUUUCAUUCAAACUAAUGGACAGAUAUGGCUUCUGUAAGAGCCAUGCCCUGUUAGAAAUCAUGGAGUAAUGCAUGAAUAAAUAUAUAAAUGCAUUAAA